This is a messenger RNA of Periophthalmus magnuspinnatus, 1850 nucleotides long. RefSeq names its product cysteinyl-tRNA synthetase 2, mitochondrial (gene cars2). Gene Ontology annotation, molecular function: ATP binding; cysteine-tRNA ligase activity. NCBI's taxonomy places the organism in Eukaryota, Metazoa, Chordata, Actinopteri, Gobiiformes, Gobiidae. The transcript is spliced from 15 exons. The record is from RefSeq and is a predicted model, not a curated record. Gene Ontology annotation, biological process: cysteinyl-tRNA aminoacylation. Bases 144 to 1841 code for a protein of 565 amino acids. Gene Ontology annotation, cellular component: cytoplasm.
GGCAACCCCGGUUAAAAACACAAGCGAAACAGCGUGCAGUCAAUGAAAAUCUGUAUAAAUUAUGAUUAUAUUUCUAUUUAAUAUUGCAAGAUAGAUGUAGGGAGGCAGGUUUGACACGUGGUUAGCCUUGCAAAGCUGACAACAUGUGGAAAAGAGCUGGAAAGUCCGUAUUUUUACGCACCGUGGUUGGUUGUGGUGUUUCCAUUGACUUUGUACCAAUAAGGACAUGUCAUAACUACUGUAUCCAUGCUGCUAAUAAGAAGUGGACCAAACCUGAUGGCUACGACACGGGAAUCAAGGUUUUUAACAGUCUGACCAAACAGAAGGAGCCUCUCAUAUUGGCCAGGGAGAAGAUAGCCACCUGGUACAGCUGUGGUCCUACUGUCUAUGAUCAUGCACACCUAGGUCAUGCAUGUUCCUAUGUGAGGUUUGACAUUCUCCAAAGGAUUCUCACCAGGCUGUUUGGGAUCACAGUUAUUCACGCUAUGGUCAUCACGGACAUCGACGACAAAAUUAUUAAGAGGUGUUGGGAGGAAAACAUUUCUCCAACUAUACUGACAAGAAUGUUCGAAGAUGAAUUCAAGAAGGAUAUGCUCUUGUUAAAAGUAGUUCCUCCAAUUGUGUAUCUCAGAGUCACAGAGAACGUUCACCACAUUGUCACGUUUAUUGAACAAAUAAUCAGGAAUGGUCACGCGUAUGCCACAAGUGAUGGUGAUGUGUAUUUUGACAUUCAGUCCAUUGGUGAUCGAUAUGGAAGAUUUAUUGGAGCAAUGCAGUCCCAUGAAACUGGUAGUUCAAACAAACGUGACCCUCGGGAUUUCGCUCUUUGGAAGAAGUCCAAACCCCAGGAGCCAUUUUGGGACUCUCCGUGGGGAAGGGGGAGACCGGGCUGGCACAUCGAAUGUUCCACUGUGGCCAGUUCAGUGUUUGGCAGUCAGCUGGACAUUCACUCUGGGGGCAUCGACCUGGCCUUCCCUCACCACGAGAACGAGAUCGCUCAGAGUGAGGCCUAUCACCAGUGCGGACAGUGGUGCAACUACUUUCUCCACUCAGGCCAUUUACACCUCAAAGGCAGAGCAGAAAAGAUGUCAAAAUCUUUGAAGAAUUACAUCACUAUCAAAGAUUUCUUGAAGUCUUACUCUGCCAAUGAGUUUAGAAUGUUUUGCCUGUUGACAAAAUACAGAUCAGGUAUAGACUAUAGCGAGGGCAGUAUGCAGGAGGCCAGGGCAUCACUAGAGACCGUGUCCACGUUUAUAAACAGCGCUCAGGCCUAUAUGAAGGGUCAGCUCAUCACUGCACCCGUACAGGAGGCUCUGCUAUGGGACAAGCUGGAGGAGACUAAGCUCACCGUACAAACUGCUCUGGCAGAUGACUUUGACACUCCCCGAGCUACCAGCGCUCUGCUCAACCUGGUUUACCAUGGGAACUGUCAGCUUCAGCCCCUCUCCAAGGGUACAGGAGACGCCCGCAGCCCUGCAGUGGUGGGGGCUCUGGUCAGCUACAUCCAGGAGCUCUUUCACAUGUUUGGGAUCGACACUUUCAAAAACACGGAGGGCCAGGCAGUGGAGAGCGGACAGGACCUGGAGGCCGUUGUGGAUCAGCUGGCCCGCUUCAGGAGUGAGGUGCGGGGAUUUGCUCUGAGCCCACAAGAGGGCAGCAGUAAGAUGGGAAAACCCAAGCUGUACCCUGACAGAGUCCCUCUGCUCAAAGCCUGUGACACACUCAGAGACACACUGGCUCCACUGGGAAUAGUCAUCAAGGACAGAGGAGCAUCGUCUACAUGGGAACUCACCCAGAGGAGACUGAAAGGCCCAGAAGAAAACCAGGACACAUCCCAAUAAACUCACUCA